Coprinopsis cinerea okayama7#130 is the source of this 663-nucleotide messenger RNA. RefSeq lists its product as hypothetical. The transcript is spliced from 4 exons. NCBI's taxonomy places the organism in Eukaryota, Fungi, Basidiomycota, Agaricomycetes, Agaricales, Psathyrellaceae. Bases 1 to 663 code for a protein of 220 amino acids. The record is from RefSeq and is a predicted model, not a curated record.
AUGUCAAGUGGCAAUUCCAACCGUGUUGCUAAUAUACCCCAGCUCUCCCCUCACCCCAAGUAUACUCUGACUGGCGCCGACUUUUUUGUCCUGAUUGAAACCACCCUAUUUUCUUUCCAUUACUACUUCAUCGAGAGGGAUACUACGUCGUUCCUCCCGCCGCCGAAAACAACCCUCAAACCUGGAGAGAAGCGCAAGAAUGAAUGGAACUCACAGCAAAGGGCGCUCGUACUGACCGACCAAGACGUUACGGUGGAGGAUUUCGAGAAUUUCUUGUGGAUUUGGUAUAACGAUACCCACAACAUUUACGAUGCCCCACUAAUCACCUGGGUGGGUAUCCUGAAACUUGCAACCCGCUGGGGCUGCAAGGAAAUGACCCGUCUCGCCCUAUCAGAAGUGAAUAGCGCCCCAAAGGAUUACCGCCUCCGUCUGUGGACACGCCUCGCAAUGCGAGAAACUGCACCCAGCGAAGAGGAAGAGAAAAUACUUAGUCCGAAGGCUGUUUGCAAGGUUUUCCGCAUGCGUGAGGAAGUUCGCUCUCCGGGAGGGAGGAGCCCUGUCCCUGACGGCGUCGACGUGGAGGAGGCUACCUCAAUUGUUGCGGGGUUCUUGGACUGGGAGUACACUCGCCCUGCAACUAGCUCUGGUGGGUCCUACCAAUGA